Messenger RNA from Nylanderia fulva, 1774 nucleotides. RefSeq lists its product as uncharacterized. Gene Ontology annotation, cellular component: chromosome. The record is from RefSeq and is a predicted model, not a curated record. Gene Ontology annotation, biological process: regulation of DNA-templated transcription. Lineage: Eukaryota; Metazoa; Arthropoda; Insecta; Hymenoptera; Formicidae.
AACACUAGUAAAAGACGCUAAUUUGUUGUAUAUCGGUUCCGCAAUCCGAAGCGGCAAUUUAUAUUAAUCGAAUUGAUUGUAAUUGUUAAAGAUUGACAUAAAGGAUGUGUAACAAUAUCGAUAAUUAACGAUCACGUUAUUAUUGGAUUUGUUGCGACAAAAAACAUAAUGUAUUUCAUAAUCUAAUGUGAUAUAAUGAUUACAAGAUAUUCGCUACGAUGAUGACAACACAUCGUAUUGACAGUUCUCUACCGUUUGCGCUGGAAAGAGGACAGAGUUUCUGCGAUGACAGCGAGGAUGACAGUAGCCUGAAUGAUAUGGAUGAUUUCUUAUCCAUGUCCAUACCAUCGUCUUCUAUGAACAAUUCUGUUUUAGUCGACGAAUCCACCCCUGAGUUCCUACAUCUCACUGCAAUGGUUCGUGCUGUAUAUUUGUCCUAUCUCCACAAAUGCUUACUUAGUAAUUACACAACUUGUUACAAACAAACAGAUGAUGUACCAAGUGUUGAAGUAAAAAAAUACGCAGAUCUCAUGGAAUUACAUGCAGUUCGAUUAGCUUUAGAAGUUACUUUGUACAGACAGAAUAUGUUAAGAAUGAUUGCAGAUAUAAAAUCGCAUACUGACAAAAAGAAAGUGUAUAAAAAAUUAGUAAUAUUUUUAGAAACACCUAAAGAUAAAAUUGAUGUUGCGGUACAAACAGAUAGCGUAUGGUCGGAUUUGCACAGAGUAGACAAUGCACAAAAUAUAUGUAAUACAUCAAACUGUGAGGAGAUAUUGGAAACAGUAUUGAAUUCUAGCAAUUCUCAUGUAAGUGAAAAUAUAAAUGAAAAUGUUGAUAAUGAGAUGGAUACACAAAUAUUGCAAGAAAUUACAAAAGAAGAAUCUAGUGACGCUAGUCAGGAAAUUAAGGAUGAAAGCGAUUACCAAAUAAUGGAUGGUGCAAAUAAUAGAAAUGAGGAGGAGGAAAAUUCACAAGAUUCAUUAUUACAACACAUGGAGGAUAUGUUUUGCGAGAGUGACGACAGUACUGAUCUCACAAAAUUGAUAGAAAAACAUUCUGGCGUUACAAAGGCUCAUAUUGAUAACGAAAUUAAGAAGAUAUGUUUAGAAGCAGAUUCAAAUUUCUUUGGCAUAUCACAAAAUGAUAAUAUACCUAAUAAGCCUAAAGUAGCAAAAAGAAGAACAAGCAAAGGAAAAGUUAGCUUUAGUCGUUAUAAGGAAAUGCAAAAUAGAAAAGCCAUUAAAGAAACUAAUGGAACUGAGAUUGGUGAAAAUAAACAAAAACAGAGGCUAAAUGCUAUUUGGUUCGUUGAAAGAGUGCAUCAAAUUUCACAAUUAAAAGAGAAAAUGACUGAAUUAACUUUAACAAAUUAUCGUAAACAUGGAGAAAUAAAAGAACAAUUCCUAGGGUUGUUUGGGGAAAGUGAAGGAGAAGAUAUGAUGCCAGAUUCACCAAUUUGUAUAGAAGAAUAUUUACCAGCUUGCAAAGAAAGAAUAGCGCCUUGGAUUGUUAAAUACUUAAUGCCAUUUUACAAAAAGAGAAGAAUUAAAGAUCGACAACUUUUUAAAGCUGUUGCAAAAUAUAUCACAGAUAUGCUCAUUAUAGAAAAUACGUUUCCAGAAGAAAAAUGUGUCAGCAAGUAUAUAGAAAGUUAUUUCAAAAAUAAAAAGGUUAUUAAGACUAAACAGGAUAUAUAUUUAUAAAAGAAAGUGUAUGACGUUAUCAAUUCUAUUAUGCAAUACAAGUUAAUGAAAAUAUAUUCUAACAUAUACAA